Molecule: messenger RNA, 8395 nt
Organism: Varroa destructor (honeybee mite)
Lineage: Eukaryota; Metazoa; Arthropoda; Arachnida; Mesostigmata; Varroidae
Gene: Nep1
Product: M13 family metallopeptidase neprilysin 1
Biological process (GO): protein processing
Cellular component (GO): plasma membrane
Molecular function (GO): metalloendopeptidase activity
Source: RefSeq, a predicted model, not a curated record
UCGUGUCCCAAGGAGGAUAAAACACGGGAAAAAAUUAAAGUUGUUGUUGAAAAAUUAGCGGUGGUGGUAACAGAUACAUUAAAAUCCUUUCGUUGGCCUUCUCCUUUGUCGCUCUAGUUUUCGCCGCUUUUGCCAGUCCUGCUCCUGUACAGAAAAAGCUUUCGCUCGUCGCUACUUGUUGCUGGUUGUAGCCAUACUCGAAUACGAGUUCUACCACGUUACACUUAAUUCUCGCGAAAACAUCAGUGCCAGCAUAUGUAGGCCAAACUUAUGAUGCGCUGCGUUUUCUCUGUUGCAAGUUCGCGUACGCCUAAUGCCCCGGAAGCGUACAAACUGAGGAAUUGUUACUCCCGCGAGACAUUAUUGCCGGACGCCAACAUGAGCGACGACACUACAGAGAUUGCGCUCACGGAAGCUGGUGAUCAGCUCGCCACAAUCACAACAGGUCAUACGAUUAAACGACGACCUUUCAGUCGAAAUACGGAACUGCUUCUGGUCGGCGUUAUCACAUGCCUGGGCUCCAGUCUACUGUGGUCAAGUAUUGCAUUUUCCCUCGACGGGUCCCAAAGGAAUUCUCCUCACCACUUUGUUGGUGACGGCAGCGAACACGGCCAGCAGCACAUAGCCCAUAUUAAAGAAUCAGGAACGAAAAUUUGUAUAUCAAAGGAGUGCGUAACAACAGCGUCAUCGUUGUUAGGAGCAAUGGAUGCAACGGCGGAUCCAUGCGACGAUUUCUUCGAGUACGCCUGUGGAACCUGGAACAAGGCGCAUCCGAUUCCUGAUGACAGGGCGACAAUUACUACCUUCGAGGUGCUUGCGGACCAGGUUCAGCUUACUAUCAAAGAUCUUCUAGAGGAGCAGGAAUCCACGAGAGACAAUGAGGCCACAGCGAAGACAAAGCGUAUGUACAGCGCUUGCAUGAACGCGAAGGCGGCGAGUGACGAAACGUUACGUACGUGGCUUGCGGACCUCGGAGGCUGGCCGCUUCUUAGCCCAGGUUCCUGGAACCAGCCCAAUACAACGCUUGAGAACUUUAUAGCUAGCCUCAAGGUGAACUUCGAUAUGGCGGUGCUCUUUGUUGAGUGGGUGGGACCCGAUGACAUGAAGUCUUCGGUAAAUAUCAUUCAGCUCGACCAAAUGAACCCGGUUCUUCGUGGCAAGGACUGGUAUAUCGCAGAACGGUUUCACAAAGAUCGCGUUGCCUAUCGCCAAUUGAUAUAUGACGUAGCUGUGCUAUUGGGAGGGACGGAACUUAAGAGAGAUGAACUCUUCGAAAGUAUAGACGAGCUGAUCGCUUUUGAAACGGAGCUUGUUAAGAUCGGCGUUCCGGAUGAAGAGCGUCAUGACUCCGGCAUGCGGUAUAGGAAGCUGACACUUAGAGAUCUCACAGAACUCGUACCUGCUUUCAAUUUUACAGCUUUUCUACUUGAGGUCUUCAAAGGGAUACCAGUAAAUUUGACUAGUUCAGAGCCGCUUGUGUAUUAUUCGCAUGAAUACUUCAGCUCACUAUCGCCGAUCCUCGAACGUACAAAUCGUCGCACCAUACAAAAUUAUGCGCUCUGGAGGGUGAUCAAUUCCGUCUUGCCCAAUCUUCCAGAAAGUUUUUCAAAGCCAAGGAUGGACUUCUUGAAAAGUACAACGGGGAUAUCUUCAGACAAAAAGGACUGGCGCAAGUGUGUGGAGGCCACAAGCAAGAAGCUGGACUACGGAGUGGGAGCACUAUUUAUACGAGAUCACUUUGAUCGCUCCUCAAAGGUCAUGGCACAGGAAAUGAUCCAUAACAUCCGUGAGGCUUUCAACGAACUCCUCGAAGAGAACGACUGGAUGGAUAAAGAGACAAAACGGGUAGCCCGGGACAAGGCUAACUCGAUGCAUGAGAAGAUCGGCUAUCCGGAUCUCUUUGAUGAUGAAAAGCUGCUCGAGAAGGAAUAUGACGGGCUAAAUAUUGGCCCGGACUUUCUAAGGACAUUGGGCAACAUCAACCGCUGGGAUUUGAAUCGCACUCAUUCACGACUGCGGUUGCCUGUCGACCGAGAACGUUGGACAACAUAUCCGGCGGCCGUAAACGCAUUUUACGGGCCUAACAAAAAUGACAUUCUCUUUCCUGCCAACAUUCUACAACCUUUUUUCUACAGCAAACAUUUCCCCAAGUCGGUAAAUUAUGGUGGAAUUGGCGUGGUGAUCGGCCACGAAAUUACGCAUGGUUUCGACGACAAAGGUCGACAAUUUGACAAGGAUGGAAACCUUCAACAAUGGUGGAACAAUAAAACGAUCGAAACGUUUCGGUCGCGAGCCAAGUGUAUGAUCGCACAGUAUUCACAAUUCACAGUACCGGGUUUCGGCAAUGUAAACGGACGACUUACACAAGGCGAAAACAUCGCGGAUAAUGGUGGCCUUAAACAGGCAUUCAGGCCAUGCGAAAUCUGCUUGGGUGGCAGAGAUACGGGAUGUGACGCAGUCUCUCCUAGCGAAAACAUACGUCAACGAGUCAAACUUCGGUAAAGUCGAGAAGACAAGUGACGGAAAGUAUAAUGUCUUUGGAUAAGUGAGAUAGGACGCUUGGUCGUGCACGGAAGGUGCUGUGGCAAUGUACUGUGGAUACGAAUACGUCCGGAAGAACGCAACGGCAAAUGAAAUUUUCUUAGCCAUAAUAUUUAAGUUACGAUCGUAUUUAACACGUACGGUAAUCACUAGGCGAGUUCGAACGAAGUGUACCGUAAUAGCGAUUCUUACAGAAGGCGAUAUAAUUUUGAAAGACAAAUAUACUUUAUAACAAAAAAACAGUUCAAAAGGACGGUGUUUGAAAAGGUACAUAGGCCAUCGUAACAGCGCCGCGGUGCCAAUAAUAUAUAUGACACGAUUACUGCAAACGCGAGACCGUUGUAAAAUAUAUGUAAUUGCUCUAUACGAUUAUUAGAAUUACUAACGUGAUUUUACAUACGUUGUACGUACUUAGAUAUAUACACAGCCUAGUUAUCGGGUGUGUAAGAGGUAUGACGCUACUGUUCAAGGUAAAACUGUUUGAAAUACACGUAGUAUACUAUGGACAACUAUAUAAAUACUCUACACUGAACAAAUCUUCCCCCUCCCUGACUGAUGGUUGAUUGAGCCGAAACGUCCACAUGGAGAUCUUGAAUGUGGCGAGGAUGAUUGAUUUCACGAUAAACCACAGUAGCAUAAUGCCCCUACUACCUACAUCAUCAUCAUCGUCGUCGAGAUGCGAACCACUGCUAUGUUAUGCUGCGGGCAAUUAAUUUAUAAUAAAUACAAUUACCAAUAAUAACCAUUAUUAUUGUGGCACUUUUAAACCAUUGCAAGAUAUAUAUACGUUUGGUUGUGUCUCUAUAGUCAGUCUCAGCUAAUAAUAACUAUAAUAGUCGUACUUGUUAGACAGAUUUAUGAAUGAGGCGAGAACAACCGUAAAACAAGUUUAUUACGAAAUACUCGUCCCUCAAAUCCCACGUGCACCCAAUAAUAUAUAUCUAGUCAAAAGUAUCUCCUGACCCACAAAGCAGGCACACACAGCCGCGUAGCAGUUCAGGCCUUUUCAGACGCCUGUGUCAACGCCCUAACGCAACGAACUAGCGACCAAGAACCCGGCUGGUAACCAAAUGCCAUGGGGCGCUACGACGUGUUGAUGACCUGAUAUCGCAGGGGACAGUUGGACGAAUGUGUACCUAUACGGGACCCUAGCCGGCUCUAAGACCCCUGAGCCCGCGGGGGCUGCUUUUUUCGGCGAACAACCAAAAGAGAGAAAGGCUAAGAGGGAUUAGAUCUGUGGAAGAACUAUUAGAAGUACUUCCAUUAAUAUAAUGUGGGUUCAGUAUGCUGCUCCACUUCUGCUGAAACCAACUGAACGUUCAGCCGACCUUAGUUCGUAGCUGCUCGAAUUAAACUAUCGUCCUGAUGUCGUUACAUAUGCAACAAUAACCUAUAAGAUUAAGGAACCUAUAAUAUAACAAUUACUACCGCUAUUACGAGCAUCUAGGACCGAGCCGAUAUAGGCGGGAAUCAUGCCUAGAUGUUGUUUGUGAAGUCCACUUCUGAUCAUGGUUACACUAUGAAGAUUAUGGUGAAAACGAAAAGUAGACAUGUAGAGAACUGAAGCUAAUAUAGAUAUAUCUAAAGGAAUUUUUAUGCUUACACAAACGUGCACACAUUGCCAUUCACACAGACGUACGUACACGAACAGAUUUGAACAAAAUGGAUCAAGCUAGUUGAGCAAAAAUUAAUUAUAGCCCUAGUACAUACAAUACUGGUAUAACGAACUAACUAGCAUAGCGCAGUCGAUAAAGGGCAACGGUGAUACGAAGAGGGGAUGGCCUAAUGCUGUACCUAACUAUGAUCGUUAUAAGAACAACGGCGACUGCUGCCCAAGGUGUGAGAACUAUUUACUGUACAUUGUAUAUCGGAGAUGAAAUAUAUCAUAAACACACUAUUAUCAGUAUACGAAACGGAUCGAAAAAGCUGAUACGUUCGCCUGUACGAUAAGUCAUUAGACGAUGCACACCAGCCCAGUACUAUUAACCAUGAGUAAUUACUCGAUUACCUCAGUUGCUCAUCGACUUCUCAGCAACGUACGAUUCAGCCACUGAAGCAUCACGGCUGCAGGAAUCGUACGAUACGCGCAAGAAAAGGUGACGUUAGUUGUGAAAGAUGUUGACAUGCAUAAAUAAUUAAGUGUCGUGUGAGUGUUUUAUGAAAACUAGAAUAUACAGACGGAGCUCGCGUCUACGUUUCGUCGCCAGCAGACCUCGUUCGCGGACAACGACAGAUAAAGGAGCAAAUAGCAGAAAGCGAACGAAUUUAAACUCAGCAUACGGACAAGUGGCGGCUGAGUCACGGCGAACUAUUGUAGUACGCAUAGAUCGACAACAAUAAAAACGUCCAGGGUAUGAUUUGUAACUCGUGCGUUAGCUGUAAUGAUAAUCAUAGUAACGAUAACGACAUCUUGGAUUCGUUCGACCGAGAGAGUUCGCUCGAUGCCCCUACGCAACGAGCCCGAACUCAGUUGAGCUGGCACUGAAAUACCACGACGAUUUUUCCUCUAAUUCUUUCGUUGUCGUUGCUACAGUCCCCCAAGCGCCUCUUUCCCAAACCCUUUCUUUGUAUCAGACGAUAAUAGGUAAUAACGUCAGCGAACGAACAAUGCAGCUCUGAUCAAUUGCAGGAAUAAUUAAAGCAACAGCAGUGAUCACUCGAGCGGGGGUCACUAUGAGCAAAGUGUCUUGUUGUAUAUUCCUCAUCGUCAUCAUGCCGAUAGGUAACUCUGAAGGAAAAGAAAGCGACAACGAUGAUGAUGAUAAUAAGAGCGACAGCAGAAGCAAAUUCCCAGUAUUACAACAACCACCUGUACUUCGAGGGCGAAACCGUUACCAGUGUAACAAUACAAUAUGGGACAAGUACAUGGGGAUCAAGAAGAAGAAGAACGUCCGAAAAAUCAGCACGAUAACGCUGGUAAUAAUGGAUAAUUUGUUAUUGGUCUACUUGUUGGAGAAUAAAAGGGCUUAUAUCAUGCUCUCCGUUCGAAGUGAUACUGCUGCCGAUUCGAAUAUCGCAGUACGAUAAGGCCGAAGGAACGCAUGACGAGCGCCCACCUAAGUCAGCGAUAAUAAUGGGAUAUAAGCAACUGAUAAACGUAUGAACAGAGCAGAGAGAUGAGGACGCAACGCUGUGAUCAAGAGUUACUCUUUGACCCAAUAGCGUUAGAACGACGUAAGUCAAACCUAGUUAGCUUUUUGCCCAUUACUACUACUACAACAACAACAACAACAAUUUUACGUUUGUGAGCUUCGAACCAAUAAACACUAUCGGUGAUUCGUACGGGUUUGGCGUGUUGCUUUGCUUCGUGACUAGGUGUUGUGACGACGUGUUAACCUCGCCUAGGUCACUCUGUAGCUGUAAAUGUGUUGAAAUCGAAAACUGUUUCUAACCAGUUAACUGCUUAAUUUACAAAUCAGCGGGUCUUCGUAACUGUUUUAGGACGUGCUUAAUGCUGCUUCCUAGUGAGAUAGAUAGCUGAACUAACCUAGAGGUAGAGAUUAUAUUUUUGAUCAGCGAUUUGCCUCCAAAUCUCGCUAUAAUUUUAAAACAUGACGGUUGGGCAGGUGUCGUACGUAUAUGGAGACUAGUUAUUGCAUAGGGAUCAAGAGUGUCUCUGGUACACGAGUAUGAAUCGACAGCUUCGGCCUAGCCGUUCGCGGUUAUAUCCGGGUCGGUUGGUACUAAGCAUUUUGCUUUAUUGGCACUGUACAUCAUUAUGCAUGCACACUACGUCUAUUCGUCUCCUCCCCCACUCCGUCUACGCAAAACGCUAUAAUUAUUAGUUCCAACAGCAACUAUGGCCAUACUGCACUAUAACAACAGUAUCUUUUAGUAAUUGUUGAUAGGCACAGGUGUACACCGGUAGACACAUGAUUCGAAUUGAGUGUAUCUUAGCAUAGUGUUAGUACUAGUUGGUGUUCAAUUUGAAACAUAAAAAAGUAGGCCACCGAUUCAAAUGGGCAUUUCUAGAGCCUAAAGCUGGUCUAUACGAUCAUUCGGCUCUCUGCUUAUUCACUCGUUCGCAGCCCAACUAUGCAACUCCGCAAACUUACAGCGGUUUCAACUAUGUACGCAUGACGUUCACCCGUCUCAUGUUCAGGGCGGAAGCAAGCCAACAUCUCAGCAGUGCUCACAGCCGAUACCGCAGUCACCUCGCUAACAACGUUAAGAGUGGCUUGACGAACGACGCAUGGAAAACGAGUAUCACUUUCUUAUCAUGGAAUGGCUUCAUGGGGCACUUUCUCGAAUGGUUCGGCCAAUGUGUUUGUACGUGUCCGUCUAGUGCUAGCCCGGGUGCAAAGGCCACAGAAUGCAUCCUACACUGACCCUAUAUGAACUGACAUACAGAGUACUGCCAGGCUGGUUCAUCGCUGGCGACGUCACGAGCAUGACGAUGGCGACGGCCGCGAUACAUGCGCAGUGCCGGACCGGGGUUUUUCCAAAGAGAACUUGGCCAGGUCUCAGCGUUAGUAGGGCAAGUUGACGGUUCCGAAUAAAGCUUGUUCUCCGAAGUACUCUGCCCCAAACAGCUUCAACUGAACCGACCUGUUAACUAGCUGUUGGCGUCUGUAGUUCCACUGGACCCCAAGGCCAAUUGCUAGCACCUAACCAAGUUGAGCCUAUGGAGAAUAGGAUAAGUUCGUUAAGUCGCUUUGAAAAUUUCGUGCGUUCAUGCCACUGUGGCUGUUCCGUAAACUACUUCAAAUCAAUAAGAGAACGCAUCUAAAGCUAGUGAACAAACCUAAUAUAAUUGGGCUUCCUCUUCUGCUAUAAAGAGAAAUAAAAAACGUAUAAAUGCAGAUGAAUGCAAUAGAAUUUCAUUUUCUCUAGAAAGUAUGUAAAAACAUUAACUUUCCUAUGCCGUCCUAAUGCGUGUAAAAUAGCUGACAGCGAGCGGUUAAAAACACCCUUGAUCUAAUGCAAAGCAUAAACAUUGGUAUGACUAAUAAAGCGUGUGUGUGUGUGUGUGAUUAACAAUCGCGCUAUUUCGUCAUUCGGGCAUUUCUAUAAUAAUUCGAGCGCUCAAUUUACAACAAUUCAAUUUGCAACUGAAUAUGGUUUAUCGGAGUAAAACGAUUUUCUAUAAUAUGAGGUACCGGUCCAGUUUCUAGCCUGCGAUCUAUCUUGUACUAAAUCAGGCGGUCACAUUUUGUUGUCAACAUGGCAACACGAAUGCACUUCCGCAUCACUAUGUAGUGAAGAUAUUAAUCACAAACAAAACUGAUAGAUCAAUAACUACAUUAGGAUGAGUGCCAACUACAAAGGCCGCAUACGUUGUUAAAUCGAACGCUUCCAAGAUGCGUAACGAAACAGCUAGAUACGAAAACCUCUGGAGAAGAAAUAAAUCUUAGUCAUACAUGUCGCUAUGUGGUGCUCGUAUAUCUUCGUUGUCUCUUCUGUCCACUAGCCUUUCAGCCCCCUUACAACAUAUUCUUACUGUAUCUCAUGGAUAUAAGUGCCUAUGGCUGCUGCUAUUGCUACUAGCGGUGGCCGGUUCAACUGAGCAGUGCAAUAAGCGACGUAAAGGUCAAACAAUGCUCUCGUUUGGCCUUCCUUUCGAUCUUCGUUGGUCGAGUCACUGGCUCGCGCGCUUGCCCGUUCGCUGAUCGCCCUUUCACCGGCAACAGCAGUAGCGAUAGCCAGAUCAGCGCACCCCCGUUAUUCUGGUCAGCACGACUCGUCAAGAAGCCAGGUUUUCUGUCGUUCUCUCGGUUACUGGCAGAAAGCAGCAGCAGCUCCGUAGCCAUCCGUCACCACUGGAUUAACAAGAGAAUGGAGCGGCCGAAGAACAUACUCAGCGGGCGGACGGACGAACGAGCGAGCGAGCGGAUGGUUGGUCUGCGACGAGGGC